Messenger RNA from Cygnus olor (mute swan), 2630 nucleotides. RefSeq names its product amnion associated transmembrane protein (gene AMN). Bases 623 to 2407 code for a protein of 594 amino acids. Gene Ontology annotation, cellular component: endocytic vesicle; apical plasma membrane. Gene Ontology annotation, biological process: receptor-mediated endocytosis; intracellular protein localization. The transcript is spliced from 12 exons. The record is from RefSeq and is a predicted model, not a curated record. Lineage: Eukaryota; Metazoa; Chordata; Aves; Anseriformes; Anatidae.
ACCUCGAGGACAUCUCUUGGCAUCCAGCUCCCUACGCGGAAAGUGCUGACUGCGUUUGGGCUGAUGCCCAGGCUGGGAGCUGCUGCUCCACAGCGUCUUCGCUUGGCGAGUCAGUGGGCCGUGCUUGUGGCACCGGUGGGGACAGGGACAUGGGGACAGCAGUGCCGUCCUCCCUGGGCACAGUGCAUCAGCUGGGGCACCUGGGGAGUGGGAAGCCUGCUGCUCUUCUCAAUCCUCCGCUCACAGGGUUAAGGGUUUGGGGGAAGAGAGGAUAUUUCCAGGGAGUGGUGAGUGGCUUCACCAAAUUACCCCCCGUCAGCGGGGAUGGCUGGCAGCAAGGAUGGAGGAGAAACCCAUCCACAGGCUUUGUGGCUCCUUAAAAUGACAGUUGCUCAGGGUCAGUGGGGGCACUGGGUAUGGUGGGGACCUUUGUCCUCAUCCUCCUCCUGUGCUGGCGCCGCUGCCACCUUCGACCCCCAGCAGCCUCAACAAAAGCAGCGUGGGGCUGCGCGGCGCGCGCCAGGUAAUGAGCGAGUCAGCUGGUGGCCAAAGUACAAUUACAAGUUGUUGCUGGAAGCUGCUCUCUUCCAAGGGAGCUAAUUGAAAAUACACGGAGACCAUUAUGGUAAUGACGGGGUUCUGCGGCGGGGGGGGAGGACUGGAAGCGCAUCGGGUGAGUUUGCUCUCGCCCCCGCUCCAGAAGCCACCACCACUGCUCUCGCCUCCUCGCCUCGCUCCCCAGUGGCUCUUCCAGGCUCCCCGGGGAUGCCAAGAAAAUGAGGAGCCUGGGAGAGGAGCUGAGAGCAAACUGGCUCCCAGGGCUGGCCGAGGCUGUGGUCAGUGCUGGGGGAAGGCUGCCUCCCGCACCGCUGCGCUCCCUGCAGCCUCCCGCGGGCUGAGCCCAUCACGUGCCCGGGACAGUCCAAGGUCCGGCCGGGCAGGGCUGUGGAUGCAAGCACCAGAAGCCUGCAGUGACAUGGAUGGCCUGGUUUUCCUCCUCAGUGUGCUGCAGCUCCUUGCUGCUGCCAUGGCUGCGUACAAGCAGUGGAUUCCCAACACCAAUUUUGAAACCGCGUCCAACUGGGAUAAAGAGCGGGUCCCGUGUGCCAGCGACGUGAUUCAUUUUGAGAAGAACAAGGUGCUCUCGGUCUUCGUCAGGUCUCCCCACGCAGUGACAGACAUGUUCCUCCCCCUGAACGGAGAGCUCCUCCUGGCACCUGGCGCCGGAUUCGCGGCUUUCGACGGCAGCUGGGACGCGGGAUGUGGCUCAGGCAUGGUGCUGAGGUUUGCUGAUGCCGAGCAGCGCUCCUGGUUCGACCCCGCACUGUGGCAGGAUGUGUCCCCCACUGGGGACCAGGAGCCGACCGGGCACAUCUUCUCCGUGGAUGAGGAGCGAGUCCCGUGCCAGUACGACGAUGUUAUCUUCCAGCCCGAAACCUCCUUCCGUGUGAACCUCGACUCAUCGCGGCAAGCGAUCCGUCUCCGGAGCAUCUCGCUCAUGGGACAGGAGCUGAGCAGCGCCGAGGCUUGGGCCGAGUACCUGGGGGGCCCCUCAGCCCCGCGGCAGUUCCACGGCAAUGGCACCCUGCAGGUGACAGGCACCCGCUGUCCCCACAGCUCGGGCUGCGCCUGUGGGAACACCCAGGACGGACACCGCAUCUGCGCGUCCCUGCUCGGGGCAGCGGGGUGCCCGGCGCUGCCCUGCCAGAGCCCCCUGCGGCCCCUCGGCCACUGCUGCGGGGUCUGCGGAGCUGUUGUCACCCUGGAUUUCACACCCGAUUUUGACCUGCAGAAGUACCAGGACAGAGUGGUGCGAGCCUGGCUCAGCCUGCCCAAGUACAAAGGCGUUCGGAUGGCCAUCUCCAAGGUGCACAGAGCUCAGACCUUCCUGGGACUCCUCCCGCGGGGCUCCACGCCUGUCAUCCAAAUCGUGCUGGUCGACGGCGGGGCUGGAGAGCAGGCUGGCACCGCGGCACAGCAGCUGGCCGCAGACCUCGUGGGUGACAUAACACAGCACGGUGAAGCACUUGGCAUUUCAAGCAGCAGAAUGGAGGUGGCCACCGGCAGCACCCUCAGUGGGCAAGCAGGAAGCCGUGCAGCGAGGAGGAUCGCAGCGGGGACGGUCCUGGGGCUGCUCUCCGGUCUCCUGGUGCUGGGAGGGGUCCUCUUUUUCUACCGAAAGGGAAAGCUGAGGCCGUGUCCCCUGCGCCUCCCCCGCCUCCGGGACCGAGCGGAGGACCCGGCCUCCCCCGAGCCAGCAAGUGACAAAGGCUUCGACAACCCCAUGUUCGACGUGGAACCGCUGGACGCCAGCUCCAUGGAGGAGGCGCCGCAGGAGCUGGCUCCCAAAGCCCCGCCGAUGUUCUACCUCAACCCCCUGUACGACCCAAGAGAGACCGAGGCCUGACGGCAAGGCCCGGUGCCCAGGCAGCCAGGAGGGCAGCUGCAGCCUCCUGGGGGACACCGCCACCUCUCCGCCCCUCACACAGCUCCUGGUGGGACCUAAACCACAAGCAGCGGUGCCCACCUGAAUAAAAACAUCCGUGUGGUGAAGGAAAUGGCAGCAAACCUUCACCAUGAGUGCUCGGCCACGCAGGCACGGCCUCCUGCUGUCACCUCUGUUCACAUGA